Myzus persicae (green peach aphid) is the source of this 636-nucleotide messenger RNA. RefSeq lists its product as uncharacterized. The record is from RefSeq and is a predicted model, not a curated record. The transcript is spliced from 3 exons. The coding region runs from base 141 to 470 and encodes 109 amino acids. NCBI's taxonomy places the organism in Eukaryota, Metazoa, Arthropoda, Insecta, Hemiptera, Aphididae.
CUAAAUAAAUACUUUACUUUGAACAUUAUUUAGGACGAGGUAUUCGGUUAUAAAAGAGGCCCGGCAAGCAUUAUUUCUUUAAUUUUAUUUUAUUGUUCAACGGUCACAUUAUUUUUAUUAUUAACUUAUAUUUAAUUAAAAUGUUUUCUUUUAAGGCUUAUUUCGUAACGAUUGCACUUAAAGUCACAUCAUUUUGGGAUGUGCAAGCCACUAAUGGUUCUAGUGGUGCAAGUAGAAGUGGUGGUUCGAGUUCAAUAGCAGAUCCUUCACGUCCUAAAGGGGUACUUCCCGAAUACGAUGAUGAAACAAGAGAUAAAGAAAUAUACCUGGAUGAAAAUGAUGAUGAUCGGCAAAAUCCGUUUAAAGAAUUCUGUUCUUAUUUUAGUAUAAACUGCGUUGAACUUUUUAGCAAAAAUUUUAAUAUUCCUGCUUUGAGUAAUAGAAGUGUUCAGAUAAAUUUAAGUGGAUAAUAAUUAAUACAAUAAUAUGUUUACUUGACUAUAUAUAUAAUUAUACUGUUAACUCUUAAGUCUUAACAUGGUUGUAUUUUAACAUUUUUUUAACCUAUUAUUAAGCUAUUAUUAAGCUACUAUGUAUGUUAUGUUACAAGUAAAGCAAAACGUGUACCUACAACAG